AUGGCCUUUUGCGACCAGCUCAGACUCGGGCAGUCUGAUGCUGGCAGGGAAGAGGCCACAAGGCUUGGGCUUCCUUGGAGGUCGGCGGCAAUCCGUUGUUGGAUGGCCUUGAUUGGGCUCUGUGAAGUGCAAUGUGUGAUCAGUCACUAUGGCAUGGCCAGUCUGGAGCCCCUAGCCCGCCUCUUCAAGAGAAAGCCCGUGGCUUUUUCGGAGGGGAGCAGGGAAGUCCUGGGUCAGUCUGUUGCUGUUGCGCAGCUAAUUCCUGGACCAGCAGCCAUGUGGAAGGAAGCCGCUGGACAGUCUGCAGGCCAUAUGGCCAGUCCCAGCACCGUGGCAAAGGAGGUCUUGGAGUCCGGACUGAUCACCAAGAUCAGCUGGCCGCUCACGGCAGACUUGGCUGCUGCUAUGGUGGUUGUCUGGGACAGUCUGCGAAAGCUACAGCGGUCUCAGAGCGAGGAGUUUGCACCCAUUUGGUUCCAGAAGGAUCCGAGUUUCACGGGUCCAAAUGGGUCCAAUGUCGGUAGUGAGGACAGUCGCGUGGCGAUUUGCCGAAAGGAUGGCCAAGAGGUGGGUGCCGAGCUGGUGCCGGUGGGCAAGGAAGAGACGGCCCUCUCCCUGCGUGCCAAGCAUGCGCUGGUGGCCAGUCGUCUUCUGCAGACCUUGCUGGAGAAAGGCGAAGGGGCCUUGCCAAAACUUGAGAAGGUUGUUCGGGUCCAGGGUCUGGGCAACUCCCUCAACCGGGUCCGUCGCUGCAAGGACUCGGUGGACCGCUACAUCCGCGGGAGCCUCUUCCCACCGCACGAUCCAGCGGUCGUCGAAGUGCCUGGCAAAAGUGAGACCUACUUCAUUGAGAGUAUGGAGCAAUUCAACGACUUUCGCAUGAAGGUUUUAGAGGAGUCGGGCACUCGUGGCCUGCGUCUCAAUCAACGCAGCUAUGCCGCGGACACGCAUUGGUACUCCAAUGUGGGUGGGAGCAUCGUGAAGAUGGGUGACUCAGACAUCCACAUGCCCUUGAAGACCUCUGAGAAGAAGCACAAGGCCAUCAUUCCGGGCGCUGCCCUGGGCGCUCGGAAGAAGCUGCGCAUGAACGAGCCUCUCAUUGGGCCCAAUGCCGAGCGCUAUUGUAGCGCUGCUCUGGCGUCGGGCUGGAUUGGUGUGGAGGGGCCCUACGUCCGGGGCGGCGGGGAGGUCGAUCCCCUCGCCGGCUAA
Messenger RNA from Durusdinium trenchii, 1209 nucleotides. NCBI's taxonomy places the organism in Eukaryota, Dinophyceae, Suessiales, Symbiodiniaceae. The record is from the annotation of a GenBank genome assembly.